Messenger RNA from Pseudoliparis swirei, 3121 nucleotides. It is a transcript of the gene f13a1b, whose product is annotated as coagulation factor XIII, A1 polypeptide b. The transcript has 15 exons. Gene Ontology annotation, biological process: blood coagulation, fibrin clot formation; peptide cross-linking. Gene Ontology annotation, molecular function: protein-glutamine gamma-glutamyltransferase activity. The coding region runs from base 133 to 2370 and encodes 745 amino acids. NCBI's taxonomy places the organism in Eukaryota, Metazoa, Chordata, Actinopteri, Perciformes, Liparidae. The record is from RefSeq and is a predicted model, not a curated record.
UCCUUUCCCCUGUAGGGUAUAAAAGCAGAAGCAGAAGUCGUCCGAGUCGGAGCAGCGGCAGCAGACCCGACUCCGACCAGCAGCUCCUCUCUCCUCCUCUUCACCCGAGGCCCUGAACGCCCCGCCGCCACCAUGUCUGAUCCAGGUGCCGCCCCGACCUCCUCUCUGGCCCCCCCUCCUCCCGCCGGACCCCCUCCCAAGAUGACGAACCGCGGCCGCUCCGCGGACCCCGUCUCCAGCUCCAACUCCGACUCCCCCGACAUGCCGGAGUUUGAGCCCUUCGGGGUCCCCGGCCCGAGAGGCUUCCCCCCCAUGACGGAAUAUUUGGACAUUUCCAAAGUGGACAUGAUGAAGGGGCCGGACCAGAGCAACAAGAAGCAACACCGCACCGCGGUGUUCAACUCCGACUAUCUCAUCGUCCGCCGAGGUCAAGAGUUCCAGGUCAAGGUCACCUUCAACCGACCCUACGAAGCGGCUAAGGACACGUUCGCAGUGGAGUUCGUCAUCGGCUCCAGCCCUCAGUACAGCAAGGGCACCUACAUCCCCGUCUUCCCCACCAAGGAGCGCCAGAGCUCCUGGGAAGGCCGCAUCGUGGACGCCGCCGGCUCCACGGUCACCAUGGGCGUCACUCCCGCGGCAGACUGCAUCGUGGGGAAGUACCACAUGUACGUCGCCGUGAAGACGCCCUUCGGCAUCCGCAGGACCAGAUGGGACAAGAGCCGAAACCUCUACGUUCUCUUCAAUCCCUGGGUGCCGGAUGAUGCCGUGUUUCUGGACGAUGAGAGAGAGAGGCAGGAGUGCGUGAUGACCGAGAUGGGGAUCAUCUACCACGGCUCCUUCGACGACAUCGCAGAGAGGAACUGGAACUACGGACAGUUUAACUUCGGGGUCCUGGAUGCCUGUCUGUACAUCAUGGACCGGUCUGACAUGCCCAUCACCAACAGAGGAGACCCCAUCAAGGUGACCAGAAAGGCUUCUGCUAUGCUGAACUCUCGUGAUGACGAUGGCGUGCUGGUGGGGAACUGGAGCGGCAACUACACCUACGGAGUGGCGCCCACUUCCUGGACCGGCAGCACGGACAUCCUGCUCACCUACGCCAGCAGCAAGAUGCCCGUCAGCUUCGCUCAGUGCUGGGUCUACGCCGCCGUCUUCAACACCUUCCUGCGCUGUCUGGGCAUCCCGUCGCGGGUCGUCACAAACUACUUCUCCGCUCACGACAACGACGGAAACCUGAAGACCGACAUCAUCCUGGACGAGGACGGCCGGAUCGACCGCGUCCGCACCAGAGACACCAUCUGGAACUAUCACUGCUGGAACGAGUGCUUCAUGACCCGACCUGACCUCCCAACCGGCUUUGGAGGCUGGCAGAUUGUGGAUGCAACGCCGCAAGAGACCAGCGAUGGCAUGUACAGAUGUGGUCCUGCAUCAGUCCAUGCCAUAAAACACGGGCAAAUAUGCUACCCGUUCGACGCUGCCUUUGUGUUUGCUGAGGUGAACAGCGACGUGGUGUUUUACACCCGGAGUAAAGACGGCUCCCUGGAGCUGGUCAAGGUGAACCGGACUCAUGUGGGCCGCAUGGUUUUGACCAAGACUCCGGGAGACGUGACCCGUCGAGAUAUCACCGAUCAAUACAAGUUUCCUGAAGGCAGCGCCGAGGAGCGGACCGUCCUGCAGAAGGCGGAGCAGUUCGGCUGUCAGCGAGACAAGUCCGACCUCCCCGAGGCCGACGUGGAGCUGGUGCUGCCGGCCAUGGAGAUCAGCGUGGGCGACGACUUCGAGCUGACCCUGGAGUUCGUGAACCACAGCGGGGAGGAGCGCACCGUGGACGCCUACAUCAACGGCAGCGUGGUGUAUUACACCGGAGUCACCAGCUCCGAGUUCCUGUUCAGGAGCCCCACCGUGACCAUUGACCCCAAGAAAAGUGUGAAGGAGGUGGUGGAGGUCAAGUCUAAAAAAUACAUGAAUUCCCUGGUGGAGCAGGCCAACCUCCACUUCAUCGCCACCGGGAAGGUCAAGGAGACGGGCCAGAUCGUCACCGCCAUGAAAGUCGUCACUCUGCACAAUCCCAAGCUCACCGUCACGGUGUCCGACGGCGGCAAAGUGAACGAGGAGAUGACGGCGACCGUGGAGUUCACGAACCCUUUCAACUUCGGCCUGGAGGCCGUCUACAUCCGCAUGGAAGGACCCGGGCUCAUGCUGCCCAUGUCCAAAUAUUACAGUCUGAUCCCAGCACAGUCCUCUCUGACCUGGACCGAGUAUUUCAUCCCGCAGCGAGCCGGCAGCAGCCGGCUGAUGGCGUCUCUGGACUGCGCCGCUCUCAGGCAGGUCGACGGCACGGCGUCCGUCACCAUUGCCGGCCGGUCGCUGUAGGACCCCCGGCGUCCCUCACGGAUGAUAAACCUCUCACGUAGCAAAGCGAGAGGUUUACAGCUGGCUUAACAGGCGUAUGGCUUCAGCAUCUACGAUACGAAUGGCAAUUUGAAUAUUUUAACAGUUAAAGGAACGGCGCGUGUUGCAUUGAGGGGGAUAUUUUCACUGUAGUUCUCCUACAAGCUAGUUUCAGUUAGUUGCAAUAUGCACCUUCACCGCUAGAUGGCGCCAAAAACAAGACACACAAUAAUCUCUCCAAAAGCAGUUAAAUUAUAUUCUCUUUAUUUGGGGUUAAACAUGGCUGUCUUCGACAUCAUUCAUUCAUUUAAUCAUUCACAACUCAUUAUAAGGACAAUAAAGACUUAUCUAGUAUUAUACUCUAUAUUCAGCGGUGAACAGGGGAUUUCUUAAAAGAACUAAUUGCUGUUAAAUUUGUGACUUUUCCCACUUAGAAUUAACACACUCACAUGAAUAUGCAGUGUAGUCAAUGCAAGACACUGUGGAAGAAAUAGUGAGUGAUUUAAGGGAGUCUGUGAUUAAAUUAAUCCAUUAAUCUAUUUUUAGCCAUUAGAGACAGAAUUACACAAGACGAGAUGACAGAUAAUUAGUUGUGAAUGUGAGCUAACCAUGUGAUGCUUUGUUUCAUUUAAUACAUAAUAAAUGUUGAUUAAAUGCAGCUUCAACUAAUUUUCAAGAUGUACUCCCACAAUGCAACUAUUAAAAGUGUUCACCUUUUUACAUCAAGCAUCAA